Molecule: messenger RNA, 7384 nt
Organism: Medioppia subpectinata
Lineage: Eukaryota; Metazoa; Arthropoda; Arachnida; Sarcoptiformes; Oppiidae
Source: the annotation of a GenBank genome assembly
AAAUACAAUUCAUUCAAACAAUCACUUCAUUUGAUCCCAAGAUAUGACACACGAAAUGAAACACUUGAAGACAUCACUCGAGACCACAUAUGGCUGUGAAAAUGAAGACCAAAAAAGACAUCAGCCAAAGAUUUACGCGAAGAACUCAAUGGACAGAUUCGGUGAUGAUUUGUGUGCACUUCUCUUGUCUUAUCUCUCAUUUGAAGAUCGGUUUCAAUGCGAAUGUGUGUCCAAACAGUUCCAGAGGACAGUCUUCGAGAGUGUUGUGGACAUCACUCUUAGCGACCGAUUUAUACAGCGAUUACUGAAAGAGAAAAGAAAUCGGUUUCAAUGCGAAUGUGUGUCCAAACAGUUCCAGAGGACAGUCUUCGGGAGUGUUGUGGACAUCACUCUUAGCGACCGAUUUAUACAGAGAUUACUGAAUGCCAAGAAAAGUGAUACCGAAAUGUUGGCUAUAAUUGCCGUGAAGUGUGCGAAGAUUCAGACUAUUGACUGCCGAGGAAUAACUAAAGACUACGAGAAACGCAUUCCCGAAGUGUUGGGUAUAUUGAGACAGUAUUGCCGUCACUUACGGGACAUUUACUGCGAUUUGAGUGCGAAUAGCCGUCAAAUGAUGGCCACAUUUGGACCACUGGUCACACGAAUCGAUGCCAUAAACUCGUAUAACGACAGCCAAGCGCUCACUCAUUGCCACCGAUUGUCACAAUUAAGGAUCAAUUCAUUUAAUGACAUCUUUUACAUAAUUUACGACAAAUUGUUUGUCAAAAAUGUGCAUAAAAUAGUGUUUAGAAAACACGCCGCCUAUGAGUACCACCGCUGGACUUCAUUCGUGGCACAGAAUCAGUGCCUCCAAAGUCUGGCCAUAAAGUUGUCUUAUAUUAGACCUGAAGAGUUAAAGAAACUGUCGGUACAAUUGUCACGAUUACCACAAUUACGGGAACUGACACUCAGUUUGAAUUUAUCGCACGGCCAGACAUCGGCGGCUGUGACCGACUCUAUGCGUACAAUUGGCUUAUGUUUAGAGAUCUAUGCCGUCAUCGAUGAGCGAGUGUUGGAACCGUUGAGACACUGCAAGAGAUUAACGCAUUUAGACAUCUAUUUAAAGAAAAUAAACACAAAUGUGUUGAAAGAUUUGUAUCAAUACUGUCCACGACUUCACUAUCUAUUCAUUCGUGACUUGAAUGACAUUAUAGACACCGAGUGUUUGUCACACCUCUCAAGACUACCGGCGCUGCAAAUGCUUGUCAUUGAAACCCAUAACAACAUUACUACCAGUGAUAAUGAUUUGAAUGCUGUGUUGUCUUCGAGUCUUAAACUCAAGACAAUUGAAAUCCGUACCGUGCAUAUGACACAACAGAUGAAACACUUGAAGACAUCACUCGAGACCAGAGUUGACGGCGAAGAUGAAGACGAAGAACGACAGCCAAAGAUUUACGCGAAGAACUCAAUGGACAGAUUCGGUGAUGAUUUGUGUGAACUUCUCUUGUCUUAUCUCUCAUUUGAAGACGCCAAAGUUACGCUUACACACAGGUUUGUCAAGAUCAUUGACUGUCGAGGAAUAACCAGAAACUACGAGAAUCGCGUUCCCGAAGUGUUGGGUAUAUUAAGAGACUAUUGCCGUCAUUUGCGGGACAUUUAUUGCGGUUUGUGGCCAAACAGAGGGCAAAGCAUCGGUCCAUUGGGACCACUGGUCACACGACUCGAGAACAUUAACUCCUUUAGUGACAGCAAAACGGUCACUCAAUGCCACCGAUUGUCACACUUAUGGGUCCAUUCAGGUAAGCACCGUGUCUUAGUCAGCGAAGUUUCAGACCGGUAUUUCUUAUGUUAUAUGAGAUCCGAAGAGUCUUUGAUGGAACUGUCGGUACAAUUAUCACGAUUAUUACAAUUACGGGAACUGACACUCGGGUUGAGGGUAAUUGGCGGCCAGACAUUGGCGGCUGUGACCGACUCUUUGCGUACAAUUGGCGUGAAUUGCAAACAAUUGCAACGAUUUUCACUCCAGUUGGCCGCAAGGGCUGGCGAACCAGCGAUCAAUAUAUCGUUGGAUUGGUUGAGAUCUUAUGGAUCAUUAAAGCGGUUAUGUUUAGAGAUCAAUGUCGUCAUCGAUGAGCGACUGUUGGAACCGUUGAGACACUGCAAGAGAUUAACGCAUUUAGAGAUCUAUAUAAAGAAAAUAAACACAAAUGUGUUGAAAGAUUUGCAUAAAUACUUUCCACGACUUCAAUACCUAUUCAUUCAUGACUUGAAUGGCGUUAUAGACACCGAGUGUUUGGAUCACAUCUCAAGACUACCGGCGCUGCAAACGCUUGUCAUUCAAAGCCAUAACAAUAUUACUUCCAGUGAUAAUGAUUUGAAUGCUGUGUUGUCUUCGAGUCCUAAACUCAAGACAAUUGAAAUCCGUAUCAAGACAUCAGUUGUUAACACCGAUGACGGCAUUGAAGACAACACUCAACAGUCAAAUAUUUACGCGAAGAACUCAAUGGACAGAUUCGGUGAUGACUUUUAUGGACUCAUAUUAUCCUAUCUCUCACUCGAAGAUCGGUUUCAAUGCGAAUGUGUGUCCAAACAGUUCCAGAGGACACUCUUCGUGAGUGUUGUGGACAUCACUCUUAGCGAUGAAUUUAUACAGAAAUUACUGAAUGCGAAGAGAAGUGACGUUCAAAUGUUGGCCACAAUUGCCAUAAAGUGUGCAAACAUUGAGUGCAUUGAUUGCCGAGGAAUAAGCUAUGGAUAUGAAGAACACAUUCCGGAAGUGUUGAACACAUUUCGAGACAAUUGCCGGCAUUUAAGGGAAAUAUAUUUGACGUCAAAAAGUGCGCAAACAAUGCCAUCGUUGGGACCACUGGUCACACGAAUCGGUGAAGUCCGCAGCUGUGAACCAGUGUUUGCGCACAAUUGGUGUGAAUUGCAACGAUUGUCACUCCAACUGAUCUCAGUGGACACCGAACCCGUAUUCCCGAUAUCAUUGGAUUCGUUGAGAGUUUAUCGCCAAUUAAAACGAUUACAUUUAACAGCGUAUGCGACCGUCGAUGACCUGCUGUUGGAUCCGUUGAGACACUGCAAGAGAUUAACGGAUUUAGUGCUGUGUUUAUGUCGUAUGAAACCAAAUGUGUUGAAAGAUAUUCAUAUAAAGUGUCCGCGACUUCAAUACCUAUUCUUUAAUGACUGGAAUAGCAUUAAGUGCUGGAAUAACACCGAGUGUUUGGAUUACAUCUCAAGACUACCGGCGCUGCAAACGCUUGUCAUAGACUUCGAUGACUUUGACGAAGAAUCUGCUAAUCUCUCGGACAAGGAUUUCUCGGACAAUAAUUUCCCGGAUCUGUUGUCCAGAAAUAUGACACAAGAAGUGACACAAAUAAUGACAUCACUCGAGACCACAGAUGACGGCAAUGAAGACAGCAUUCAACAGCCAAAGAUUUACGCGAAGAACUCAAUGGACAGAUUCGGUGAUGACAUGUGUGGACUCAUAUUAUCCUAUAUCUCACUCGAAGACCGGUUUCGAUACGAAUGUGUGUCCAAACAGUUCCAGAGGACUGUCUUCGGGAGUGUUGUCUUCAUUGAUAUCAACGACCGAUUCGAUGAUAAAUCCCAGACCUGUUUCACAGCUAUGAUUGAAGUGUUGGCCAAAAAGUGUCCAAACAUUGAGACCAUUGACUUCAGAGGAAUGUUCAUUGGAUGCGAAGAACACUAUCCGGAAGUGUUGCGAUUAUUUCGAGACAAUUGUCAUAAUUUGCGAGAAGUUUACUGUUCUUUAGAGGAAAAUACGGCACAAAUGUAUCGACAUUUUGGACCACUGGUCACACAAAUCGAUUGCAAUAAGUUGUCCGACACUGUCGUCGACAUCACUUCCGGACAACUAUUGGCCAACAAUUUGAAGACAUUUGCGUUGAAUUGCUAUUCCGCCGAAGACAACGAACUAUUCACUGCAUUUGUGGCACACAAUCAGUGCCUCAAAAGUCUAGACAUUGAAAAUAUUUACAGCGAUCUGAACGUUACUCUCCCCGAACUGGCCGUACAAUUGUCACGAUUAACACAAUUACGGCGAUUGGGUCUUUCAUUGGGAAUAAUGAGAGGUCAAACACUUGUGGUGAACCUAUGUUUGCGUACAAUCGGCGAGAAUUGCAAACAAUUGCAACGAUUGUCACUCGAGGUGUGCAACUAUACGCCCGCAGUUUAUGUCAAUACAUUGGAUUCAUUGCGAUAUUAUUCCCAAUUAAAACGAUUGGAUUUAACAAUAUAUGUGGCCUUCGAUGAGAAAAUGUUGGAUCUUUUGCGACACUGCAAGAGAUUAACGCAUUUAAAGCUGUAUUUAACGCAAAUGACAGCGAAUGCGUUCAUCAAUUGUCUUAAGAAUUGUCCGCGACUUCAAUACCUAUACACUCAUGACUUCCACAACAUUAUGGGCGCCGAGAGUUUGGAUGAGUUGUCACGACUACCGGCGCUGCAAACGCUUAUCAUUUUCUUCCGUCAAGACUAUGAUCUCAUUAAUAAUCACUUCUGGGAUCUGAUGGCCAGAAGUGCUAAACUCAAGUGCAUUCGGCUUCGCGUUCGCAAUAUGACACAAGAAGUGACACAAAUGAUGACAUCAGUCGAGACCACAGAUGACGGCAAUGAAGACCACAUUCAACACCCAAAGAUAUACGCGAAGAACUCAAUGGACAGAUUCGGUGAUGACAUGUGUGGACUCAUAUUAUCCUAUCUCUCACUCGAAGAUCGGUUUCGAUGCGAAUGUGUGUCCAAACAGUUCCAGAGGACAGUCUUCGAGAGUGUUGUGGACAUUGAUAUCAACGACCGAUUUCAUGAUAAAUUCAAGACCUGUUUCACAGCUAUUAUUGAAUUGUUGGCUAAAAAGUGUCCAAACAUUGAGACCAUUGACUUCAGAGGAAUGUUCAUUGAAUGCAAAAAACACAUUCGAGAAAUGUUGCGAUUAUUUCGAGACAAUUGUCUUAAUUUGCGUCAAAUAUACUGCAGUUUCGACAAAAAGAUGGCACAAUUGUAUCAACAGUUCGGACCACUGGUCACACGAAUCGAUUGCGAUGCGUUGUCCGACACUGUCGUCGACACCACUUCCGGACAAUUAUUGGCCAACAAUUUGAAGACAUUUGAGUUUCAUCGCUAUUCCGCAGAAGACAGCCAACUAUUGUCUUCAUUCGUGGCAAACAAUCAGUGCCUCAAAAGUCUAGACAUUUACAAGAUUUUCGUCGAUCUGAACGAUACUCUCCCCGAACUGGCCGUACAAUUGUCACGAUUAACACAAUUACGGCGAUUGAGACUACGGUUGGAAAUGAAUGGCCAGACACUUGUGGUGAACCAGUGUUUGCGUACAAUCGGCGAGAAUUGCAAACAAUUGCAACGAUUGAUACUCGAAGUGUAUAACGCUGUUAAUGUCGAAACAUUGGAUUCAUUGCGAUAUUAUUGCCGAUUAAAACGAUUGCAUUUAACUAUAUAUGCGGUCUUCGAUGAGAAAGUGUUGGAUCCGUUGCGACACUGCAAGAGAUUAACGCAUUUAGAGCUGCAUUUAAGACUGGGAGCAAAUGUGUUGAAAGAUUUGCAUAUAAAGUGUCCGCGACUUCAAUACCUAUCCAUUCGUGGCUUAAAUAACAUUACGGGCGCCGAGAGUUUGGAUGAGUUGUCACGACUACCGGCGCUGCAAACGGUUGUCAUUUUGUUCCCUCAAGAUUAUGAUCUCAUCGACAAUGACGUGUGGGAUGUGUUCGCUAGAAGUGCUCGAUUCAAGUCGAUUCUGCUUCGCCGUCACAGUGGCGUCAAAUUUUAUUACCGAAAAUAUGCGAUAAAUAUGAAACACUUGAAGACAUCACUCGAGACCAGAGAUGAAGACAACAUUCAACAGGCGAAGAACUCAAUGGACAGAUUCGGUGAUGACUUGUAUGGACUUUUGUUGUCUUACUUUCCACUCGAAGACAAAUUCCGAUACGAAUGUGUGUCCAAACAGUUCCAGAGGACAGUCUUCGUGAGUGCUGUGGACAUCACUCUUAGCGACGGAUUUAUGUAUAAAUUCCUAAAAGAGAAGACAAUUAAUACCCAAUUGUUGGCCACAAUUGCCAUAAAGUGUCGAAACUUUCAGACCAUUGACUGCAGAGGAAUAGGCACUGAAUACGAGAAACGUAUUCCCGAAGUGUUGGGCAUAUUUCGAGACAAUUGUCUUAAUUUGCGGGAAAUUUACUGCAAUUUACGUGUGAGAAGUCAAAUGAUGUUAACAUUCGGACCUCUGGUCACACGAAUCUAUUCUAUGGAUCCGUUUAGGAAACAAUCACUCAUUCAUUGCCACCGAUUGUCUCAUUUAAGGGUCAAUUCCUUGUCGGAUGUCUUUGACAAGACUUGCGGCCGACUAUUGGCGAAGAAUUUACACAAAUUUACAUUUUUUUGCGAUUCAAACAAUGAUAAGAAACUAUUGUCUGAAUUCUUGGCACACAAUCAGUCCCUCAAAAGUCUUGAGGUAAUAGAUAUAAGAUAUAAAAGUGCGGACACUUUACCCGUAAUGUGCGGACAAUUGUCACGAUUACCGCAAUUACGGGAACUGAAACUCAGUCUAAUGAGUGAUCAAAAGUCAUUGUCUGAGUCUUUGCGUAUAAUUGGCUUAAACUGCAAACAAUUGCAACGAUUGUCACUCAUGUUCGCCACAACUGAUUCCGAACUCAAUGGCCAGACAUUGGAUUCAUUGAGAGUUUAUUCCCGAUUAAAACGAUUGGAUUUAUAUUUCUACGACGGAAUCGAUGGGGAAGUGUUGGAACCGUUGAAACUCUGCCACCGAUUAACACAUUUAACACUCAAUACAUGGGAAUUAAGUGCCAAUUUUGUGGUCGAUUGUGACCAACAUUGGCCGCGACUGCAAUACCUGUGCCUCAAUAUUACUGAACUGACCGGCGAUUGUUUGUCACACAUCUCAAGACUACCGGCGCUGCAAACACUGGUCAUUGACUUCGAAGAAUGUGACGACAACUCUGAAGACUCUGAAGGCUGUGGCGAAGAAUCUAAUGAUCUCUCGGAUAAUAAAUACUCGGAUCUGUUGUCCAGAAGUCCUAAACUCAAGAACAUUACAAUCAAUGGACAGAAUAUCCCGACGGUUCACGGAAGGUCAUUUAAGGAAGGUCGCUUUUAUAAUUACCAUAGUAACGAAGGAAAUGGUAGGGUUCACGGAAGGUCAUUUAAGGAAGGUCGCUUUUAUAAUUACCAUAGUAACGAAGGAAAAUUUCAUCAUGACAAUAACUUAAAUGUGAGUGCGGUAGAUUGCUCACUCGAAAAAAUCUUCAUUAGACGGGCAUUAUCAAUGGACCCGUAUAAUGGACGCUGGAUGUUUAGAGAUCCAUUCAGCGAAAGCGCUUGGGAUAACAUUGGUGUUAUGUAUAAAGCUGAUCAGAAU